AUGGAACAGGUUCGUCGUAGGAUAAAAGUAGAAUUGGUAUCGAGUGAUGAUAGAUUACAGAAACUUAUAAAUAAAACAACAUUUAAACACGCAACGGCAUACCACAAAAACUUGAGUGCAAUAACAUUGGAGAAUAAAAUCAUAAAAUUCGAUAAACCUAUAUAUAUAGGACUCGCAGUACUGGACAUCAGCAAGACACUGAUGUAUGACUAUCAUUACAAUGUUAUGAAGAGGUACUAUGGAGAAAAAAUAUCACUCAUGUAUACAGAUACAGAUUCACUAGUGUAUUUUAUCGAAACCGAUGAUUUCUACGAAGAUAUGGUAAACAACCCGAUUUUACUUGACCGCAUGGACACGUCGAAUUUACCAGAAAAUCAUCCCUGUUAUAUUGCUGAGAGAAAAAAGAUUCCGGGACUAUUUUCAGAUGAGACCAAUGGUGAUCUAAUGACAGAGUUUUGUGCGCUUCGCUCAAAAUCUUAUUCGUAUAAGAUUGGGAUUGAUUCUUCCAAAGAAGAGAUUAGGGCAAAGGGUGUCAGAGGACAUGUUGUCAAGAAUCAUAUGACAUUUGAAGAUCACAGACGAUGUUUGUUUGAAGGUAUGGACUCUGUUGUGAACAGACACCCAAAUAUAUCUAUACGAUCCUUCAGUCACCAAUUGACAACAAUUAGAACCAACAAAAUUACAUACAAUAACUAUGAUGACAAGAGGGUUGUAAUAAAA
This is a messenger RNA of Myzus persicae (green peach aphid), 720 nucleotides long. RefSeq lists its product as uncharacterized. Lineage: Eukaryota; Metazoa; Arthropoda; Insecta; Hemiptera; Aphididae. The annotation marks the transcript as partial. The record is from RefSeq and is a predicted model, not a curated record. The transcript is spliced from 3 exons.